Messenger RNA from Armigeres subalbatus, 3355 nucleotides. RefSeq names its product dual specificity tyrosine-phosphorylation-regulated kinase 1A-like. The coding region runs from base 1 to 747 and encodes 248 amino acids. The transcript is spliced from 3 exons. Lineage: Eukaryota; Metazoa; Arthropoda; Insecta; Diptera; Culicidae. The record is from RefSeq and is a predicted model, not a curated record.
AUGGGCGAACGCUCCACCACGAACCAGGAGUUCGCCAUUCGCCAAAGUGAUAACUAUGAGCACGACCCCGCCAACAACUCUCCGAGCAGCCGGCACACGUCUCCCGGCCGCAGUGCGGGGCCAAGUAAUUCACCGGCCGGUGCUGCGGCGGCGGUAUCCGGUGUGAGUCCACCGAAGCGAUCGAAAAAACAAACGACGAAACACCGGGCAGCGGCCACGGAACUCGACAAACUGCAAACGGCUCCACCAAUCAAAUCCGGUGACCCUGGUAACAGCAACGCGUCAUCGACACCUGCCGCGGGCACCAUCGAUCGGAACGUUACGCCGCUACCCGGCUUCCAGCAAGCAUUCGGGUCCACGGAAAUUGGCAAAUUUUCCGAAGCUUUCUUCAACAGCAACAGUCCCGACCCAAAUGAACUCCAUCCUGAAGGAUCGCUACCGGCCGGCCACCAUCAUCACCAUCCACACCCACAUCAUUCGCACCACGGCCAUCCACCGCACCCUCUAAUGAUGAUGGAUUCGCCCGACGUAGAGAACACGUUGAGUCCUCAAUCGUGGGAACCGACGGGACCGGGUGAUCCAUACGAGACCACAUCGACGACGACAACGGCGUUCAACCUGCAAAUUGGCACAAGCUUCCAUCCAUCGUACUACGAAUCGCCGUCCUAUGCGUCGUCGGACCAUGCGGUGGAUUCCCCAUUGGGGAACUACUUUAGCGAAAUGACGUGCAGUGAGUAUGUGAACUGAGGCAAAGGAUGUGAGAGACGGACCUGGAAGCUCUUUGAACUAGGACCAUAUAGGUGUGAAACCAUGAUGAAAAUCAAAUAGUUUUCAAGUCUGGUGAGAUGCAAAGAUUAAUUCGUCAUAGGCAACCGAAUCAAAAUGUUCGAAAUGUUUCAUUUAUCAGAACGCUUUUAUAUUGGAAAUGUUCACCUGCUCUGCGAGAUUUUUUUUCUCAAUAAUAUCAGUUCUAUGAAAUCCUUUAAAAAUAUUCAAAACGCUUCUGAACCCAUAAGAAUCCAGUGAUGCUUCAAUUCAAGUACAAAAUUAUUUCAAACAGGAAAACCAAUAUGCGUCAAGAAAUAAUGCAGAUAACUUUCAAGAUUUGUAACAUUAUUCCAAAUUCAUUCGAACAUUGAAAAUCUAAUUGAACGUUCGAUAACCGACAACAUAUGUUCCGAAUCAGAUUCGAUUUGCAAAGCUCCUAGACAUUGAUUGUAGAUUAUUGACGUGGCAUUACAAGGCAUUACAAUAGUUAAAAUGCAUGGAAAAAGAUCGCAGAAACUAAUGAUCGAAAGAUGUUAUAUAGCAAAAUGUGAUGGUGUAUAAAAUAUUUUUUUCAAAUCUAGAAAAUAAAUCGCCAAAAUUGACUUGUGAAUAGCUAACUCUUAACCAUCUAUCUAUGAACAAUUUAUAAUUGACGGCAUCUAAUCUUAGUCGUUUCCCCUUUUAACUCCUCCAUAUGCUCCAUAUGAAGCAAAAAUAAAUAAAUUGAUUGUAAACUGCAUGCCAAAAUUAGUGAACAAUUUGAACGAUACGGACGUCUGCAUGAAAAGGUUUAUAGAAUAUUGAUGGCAAGUCGCGCUGUCGAUCGAUUGUUUGUCCUCCAAGCAAUUUCUUGUUUUUUAUUCAGAGUAAUAAUCAUCAAUAUGUUUAAGUUAUUGCAAAACUCAUCUCUACCAUAAAAUAGUUGAAACGAUUACGAUUUUUUUUAACAUUUCACAACUUAGAUUUUUAAAAAAGGCAUAGGGGUCGUACACUUCUUACGUACUUAAGCAAUUUUUCUGUUUUUUUUUAAUGCUAAGUUCUAGAAAUGCUGGCAUUGUAGAGGAGGACAGAUUGAUCAGUAGGAGCCUUUAAAAGCAUUAUUUUGCCAAUCGGUCCCUUCAAAAUUUGCCUCACUGAAUGAACGCAUAAACAAGUCCUCACAUAGAGAAAGAACAUUGAUAAUAUUCCCAUAAUUACAAACAAUAUGUUAAAGACUUAUGUAAAUAAUGCCUAUCAAUGCUGUUGAUCCAAUUAGGUAUGGUUCAUGCAUAUAAAAAAUCCAGUGCAAGCACAUAAAUAUUAGUGUUUAAUAUCAAACAGUACAUAAUAAGUGUUAUUGUUGUUAAAUGGACGUGAACUCGUGACACUGAUCAGAACAGAAUAAAAGCUAAUCACAAACAAAAUUUACACACGAAGAGAUGGAAAAUUCUUUCCUCCAAAACAGAUGAAUCUCAAUCAGCGAGUACGGAAUCGACCGAAGAGUUAAAAUAAUUUUUAUUAAAAAGAGAUAAAUGUGCCUUAACGAGAAUCACCCGAUGUGGGGACGGUGGGGAUAUUGUUAGCGAAAAUUGAACGAAGUUGAGAAACGAGCGAUUCCGAAAUCCAAUUUAGUUACAGCACUUCAUUCCAUUUGUGCAAAGCAAACAUAGCAUACGUGUAAUGCAACAUGACCGACCAUUAUUCAGUUCCAAAUGAAACACGCUUCCGUUCGGUAGUGGAUCUCAAAUUCUUCCCUAAUUUACAAAUAAUCAACUAGACGUUUCCUUGCGAUGGAGUUUAUAUUCAAAAUAAAGGAAAAGCACACACAAUAAGUCGAUACCAGUCUACAUAUACCAAAGUUAGUAUACAUACUAGUGAUUUUGAAACGUUUUAAGGCAUAAAUUGGUAACGAAAAAUGAAAGAAAAAAAACAACGGUUUCCGGUAUUCGAAAUUGAGACAAAAUUGUAUUUUUAGGAGCAUCUUAAUUUUUACGAAAUAAAUUAAAGGAAAGAUAAACUAAUCAAAAUUUUUAAUAAUUCGUGUUUGUGGAAUCUCCAAGCAGAUCUGUAACAUAUUAACAAAAAAACGAAAAGAAUUUAUUAAAUCAAUGAGAACUAUUUCAAUAAACCGAAGAAAACAUCCAACAUUUAUACUCAUAUAGAAGCAUAAAGCAGUUUAGCCAAGGAACAUGUUUGUAAGUUUCGUGAAGUCGAAUACAGACCAUUGAUGAUAUAUUUUUAUAGUUGUAACGAACGUUCAAAAACGCGUUAAUCUGAAAAAGAAAACAACCACUAAAAAAGGUUGAAAAUAAUCGAAAAAAAAAAUAGAACGACAUCCAGAAUAUUUCAUUCCAAAUAUUUCUGUGCAGAAAAUGCCCUUCAAAAAUGUCAACAAAUGAUUUUCCUCCAAAUUAAGCAACUUAUCCAUUGUCUGUCAAACAUUGAUUAUCUUCGGGAGAUGAAAAAAAAAACGUAAACAAAAUGGUGAAAGGAAAGAAGAAAAACAAAAGUUCAAACAAAUCUCUAACAAGUCUAGUCAAGUAGCGUAAACAUAAUAUUCAAUCAAAACUAGUCAAAUACCAGAGUUGAAUAAAUUGAAAAUUGCUAA